GUCUUUUAUUUCCACAUGGAUCAGUAUGAACCGGGUAGAAGUGUAGAACGUUGAAUUGUUGAAAUACUUUUCAAAUAUAUUGGAUGCAAACUUGAAACUUCCUAGCAAAUGACUGAUUUGUAAGGUCUAUAUGCAAAUGGCACCACAAAAUAAGAAAAAGAGUUCUUCAGCUCCCAAAAGGAAAAGAGAUUUCUGUUCAGAUCAAUCGGAUGACGAUUUUGAAAAGACCUUAGUGCCCAAAAGAUGUAGCAAAUCUGUUUUACCGAAACCUGAAGCUAAAAUAAGGGAGUCGGCUAAAAUAAAAAAACAAACAAAAUCAGAUAUUGCAAGUUGUUCAGUUGGUGAUUUGGAAACCGCAAUUAAUGUAAAACCUCUCUCCAGAAAAAAUUUCUUGUCAUACAUUACAAAAAGACAAACUGGCCAACCAAUUUCAAGAUGCUUUGAAAAGACCCUGAAGUUUCAUGUUAUGCAAAGUGUGCAACAUUUGAAAGUUUUUAAGACUGCAUCUCCUUUUGACCGUAGAAUUACUUCCUUAGUAUGGCACCCAAAGUCACUCACCACUCUUGCAGUUGGUUCCAAAGGAGGAGAUAUCAUUCUGUGGAAUCAUCAGCAUGAAUCUCAUGAUGUCUUCAUACAAGGAUUAGGGGCAGGGGGAUCAAUACAAGCAAUGAAAUUUGAUUAUAAUGAAGAUAAUCACCUCUACACCUGCUCAAUUGAUGGAACAUUCUGUAGGAGGAACUUAAGAAGUAACCAAGUUACUGUUUACUUAAACACCGGAGAAGACUGCUUCAAUAAUUGGUACACCUCUUUUGAUGUAUCCUUCACUGGGGGACUUCUGCUUGCUGGAGAUAAUAAAGGAUAUGUAAAUUUGCUUACCAAAGACGGGACUCCUAUAUGGAAACAACGUUUACAUAAAUCAAAAGUGCACCACAUUGAAUUCCACUCUGGAACGCCUUGGCUAUUUGUCACAUCGUCCGGCGAUAAUUUCGUUCGCUUGUGGGAUGUGAGAAAUAUAAAGAAUACCGAAAGCGCGCUUGUAGAACUUAAGCAUGAAAAGGGAGGCGUAAAUUCUGCGUAUUUUAGCCCAGCACACGGAACAAGGCUCUUGAUUACAGAUCAACACAGCGAACUGAAAAUUUUUUCUGGCCCACUUUGGAAUUUGGAAACAAAAAUUCUCCAUCCUCACCGACAUUUUCAACACAUUUCGCCUAUUAAAGCAGAUUGGCACCCAUUAGAAGACAUUAUUGUAGUUGGACGAUAUCCAGACCCCAAGUUCACGGGCUCACAAGGAAUGGAUACAUUUAAUCCAGGAAGUGAACCCCGCACUGUGGAUUUUUUCGACGCAUCUGACGGGGAGCUGAUUUGCCAGCUUGAGCCAGUUGGACAGAAAGGGAUCAUGUGCUUAAAUCGGUUUGAUCAAUUGGGUAACAUAUUAGCAUCUGCACAUGGGGCGCAUAUUCUUUUAUGGGCACCAAAAUACUCGGAGACAAACAUUCCUUCUACUAGUGAUAUUUGCCAAAGUGUUCAGGCACCAAUGCGUCGUCCUCUUACAAUGGAUAAUGAUAAUGAUUUAAAGAAGAAAAAAAGAAACACUUCAUCUCGAAAACAAAAAUAGUUGAAUAUUACUAAAAAUAAAUAGAGAAGAACCUGCAAUCUUUGUUGUAGGAUACCGCUUCCUUAACUGUUCAAAACUAUUUGUUUCUUUGUUUGUGUUACCUAAAAUUAAAACUGAAAACAAAUCAAAAAUAGGAAUUACCUGAAUAGUUUCUGCGAAGUGCGAAUACAUCGGUUUCAUAAAAA
This is a messenger RNA of Daphnia pulex (common water flea), 1800 nucleotides long. Its product is annotated as DNA damage-binding protein 2-like. NCBI's taxonomy places the organism in Eukaryota, Metazoa, Arthropoda, Branchiopoda, Diplostraca, Daphniidae. Gene Ontology annotation, molecular function: damaged DNA binding; protein binding. The record is from RefSeq and is a predicted model, not a curated record. Gene Ontology annotation, biological process: response to UV; DNA repair. The transcript has 8 exons. Bases 131 to 1615 code for a protein of 494 amino acids. Gene Ontology annotation, cellular component: nucleus; Cul4-RING E3 ubiquitin ligase complex.